Molecule: messenger RNA, 2028 nt
Organism: Penicillium bovifimosum
Lineage: Eukaryota; Fungi; Ascomycota; Eurotiomycetes; Eurotiales; Aspergillaceae
Exons: 4
Coding region: 1-2028 (675 amino acids)
Biological process (GO): phosphatidylcholine biosynthetic process; phosphatidylethanolamine biosynthetic process
Cellular component (GO): cytoplasm
Molecular function (GO): choline kinase activity; ethanolamine kinase activity
Source: RefSeq, a predicted model, not a curated record
AUGCCUUCUCUGGAGGAUCAAUCGAGCGUCAAGCAUGACGAGGUCCGCGAGCGAUCUACCAAAUCAGAGGACGAUUUCCAGGGCCUAUUCCAUCAAGUAUACGAAUGGCUUCACCAUGAGAAAUCCAGACGACAGAAUCGUAAAGCACGCAAAUUCGAAACAACCUCCCAUGCAACAACCGGCGACGAAUCAGAUGUCACAGAUGGCCCUUUAGACAGACCGAACACCUCAGACCACAGCUUUUCCCUGGAUAAAUUGGAGAAGAUCCUCCACCAAUAUGCGACAACCCGACCCGGCAGUGCACUGAGUUCGACCCACAGACACCUUGCCAAACGCCAUUCUCGACGUCGACUGAGGGGCCUUCGAAGAGGCUCAGUAUCUGAAUCUGAUAUGACAGAUACCGAGGCUCCCCCACCAGAAGUGCAAGCUUUCCUUGAUAACACCAAGACACUUGCCUACACCGGCGGCGGUGCAGUAGAAGAAAUUACCGACUCUAGCGCGAGUGUGAAACAGGCCAAAGAUGCAGAGGCCUGGCUCAUCUUCAAGACCGAGAUAGUGCGCAUUGUGCACACGCUGCAGCUCAAAGGCUGGCGCAAGGUCCCCGCCGAACUGGCUGGAGAUAUCGAGGUGGUCAGACUCAGCGGUGCUCUCACGAACGCGGUGUAUGUAGUUGAGCCGCCAAAGAACCUGCCUCCGCCGAAGACCGAUAGCAACACGCUGGUUUCGAGGAAGCCUCCACCUAAACUUCUUCUACGUAUCUACGGUCCUCAAGUCGACCAUUUGAUCGACCGAGAAAACGAGCUGCAGAUCCUUCGUCGCCUAGGGAAAAAGAACAUCGGUCCACGCAUUCUAGGAACGUUCCUGAAUGGUCGAUUCGAGGAAUACUUCGAAGCUCGCCCACUCACCCCCAAGGAGCUGCGGAUGCCCGAGACGGCAAAACAGGUUGCCAAACGAAUGAGAGAAUUGCACGAUGGCGUUGCACUUCUCGAAGAAGAACGCGAAGGAGGGCCCAUGAUCUUCAAAAAUUGGGAUAAAUGGGUGGACCGUUGCGAGCAAGUGAUGACCUGGCUAGACAAAGAACUCGAGUCUCCUCACAAUGAAGCCAAGGCUGCAUUGGAACCAUGGCGUCGACGUGGCUAUGUCUGCGGCGUAAAAUGGGACGUGUUCCGCAAAGCUGUGGAAAACUACCGGCGUUGGCUGAUCGCCAGUUCUGGUGGAAUUGACGAGAUCAAGCGGCAGCUGGUGUUUGCGCAUAAUGAUACUCAAUAUGGCAAUUUGCUACGCAUGGAGCCAGCCACGCAGUCCCCGCUGCUUUUGCCUGCAAAUGAACACAAGCAGCUGGUGGUCAUUGACUUUGAGUACUCGUCUGCCAAUACACCUGGACUCGAGUUUGCUAACCAUUUCACUGAGUGGUGCUACAACUACCAUGACGAGGAACGAUCAUGGGCUUGCAACAACCGCAUCUACCCAACACCUGAGGAGCAGUACCACUUCGUAUCGACCUACCUCACUCACCAGCCUGCCAAUGCCGGUGGACAUAUCUCACCUAUGGCCUCACCAGUCAUCCGCGGUCGCACUUCUACCGCGUUUGCACCAUUAGACCUAGACGACGGGUCAGACAGGCCGGACUCCCGUCUCUCGCAAAUCGACCAAUCCAGGGAUGACGACCUUGACGCCCACGUGCGAGCUCUCAUCCAGCAGACACGGAUGUGGCGAGCGAUGAACUCCGCGCAGUGGGUGGCUUGGGGUAUCGUCCAGGCCAAAGUGCCUGGCAUGGAAGAAGGCAUUGCGGAGAUGCUUGCUGCUCGCAAUGGGUCAAACGACGAUGGCGAGGGCGAUGGCGACAAGACGCCGACAGCGACCUCCGGCGUCGAAGAAGAAGAUGAGGGUGAUUUUGACUACCUGGCCUAUGCGCAGGACCGAGUCAUGUUCUUCUGGGGAGAUCUGCUGUCCAUGAAUCUGAUCAAAGCAGAGGACUUGCCUGCGCCGCUGGUGGAGCACGUCAAGUCUCGUCUUGUGGAAUACUAA